Messenger RNA from Penicillium daleae, 3279 nucleotides. It is a transcript of the gene ams1, whose product is annotated as alpha-mannosidase. The record is from RefSeq and is a predicted model, not a curated record. The transcript is spliced from 2 exons. Lineage: Eukaryota; Fungi; Ascomycota; Eurotiomycetes; Eurotiales; Aspergillaceae. Gene Ontology annotation, cellular component: fungal-type vacuole membrane. Gene Ontology annotation, biological process: oligosaccharide catabolic process; mannose metabolic process. The coding region runs from base 1 to 3279 and encodes 1092 amino acids. Gene Ontology annotation, molecular function: carbohydrate binding; alpha-mannosidase activity.
AUGGGUGGAGAAGCUCCGCAUCUUGCCCCCACCCCAGCCUCGCGAUCGCUGCCCCAGCUAGCCGAGCGGCCAGUAGGCCAGCGCAUCACCAAGAUCUAUACCGAAAGAUUGCGCCAGCUCACAGCACAUGGUCAAUAUGAAGGCCAAAACCUUGUCGCAAAAUACUACGAAGCAGUCAGCUCCGACAGCGAGCAUGUCAAGCUAUCGGUCUACUCGGUACCAAACCUGGAACGCCCGACCUUCAAGGAGGCGACCUCCAACGAUUUCAGACCAACCCAUGUGGGAGAGUCAUUCGGUCCUAGCUGGUCGACACAUUGGUUCCGUAUCCAGCUCACGGUUCCCUCUGAGAUGCUUAAGAAGGAAAGGCUGGAGUUCCACUGGGAUGCUAACAAUGAAGGUCUGGUGUGGACAGAGGACGGACACCCUUUGCAGGGAUUGACCGGUGGUGGAGAGCGAACUGAAUGGAUUAUCCCUGACGCCUGGCGUGAUGGGAAACAGCAUACUUUCUAUAUCGAAAUGGCCUGCAACGGCAUGUUCGGUAACGCUCCAGGCGGCGAUUCAAUCCAGCCACCCAACCCAGACAAGUACUACCAGCUCAGCAAAGCGCAGAUCGUUGCAGUCAACCUGGAGGCGCGGGCGCUCUACUACGAUUUUUGGAUUAUCGGCGACGCCGCUCGUGAGUUCCCAGGCGACUCGUGGGAGGCGCACGAGGCUAAUAUGGUGGGUAAUGCGAUGAUUGAUGCUUUCAUUGCUGGCAAUGGAAGUCAAGAGUGCAUCAAAGAGGCACGGAAAAUUGGGCAAAAGUACCUUGGUGACAAGGUAGACUCUGCAGAUGUCUAUGCGCCGGACACAGACCCAUAUGUCUACGCGAUUGGUCAUUGCCACAUUGACACUUGCUGGCUCUGGCCCUGGGCGGAGACCAAGCGCAAGGUUGCAAGAUCAUGGUCGAAUCAGUGUGAUUUGAUGGAGCGGUAUCCUGAGCAUCGCUUCGUCGUCUCUCAGGCCCAGCAGUUCAAGUGGCUUAAACAGUACUACCCGUCUGUAUUUGAUCGAGUUAAGCGAUGGGUGCGAAAAGGCCACUUCCAGCCUAUCGGAGGUAGCUGGGUCGAGCAUGAUACCAACAUGCCCAGUGGCGAGUCUCUUGUCCGCCAGUUCCUCUACGGACAACGCUUGUUCGAAAGCUACUUCGGCAAACGAGCCUCUACCUUCUGGUUGCCAGAUACCUUUGGAUACUCGACGCAGAUCCCGCAGAUUUGCCGCCUUGCCGGUAUGAGUCGCUUCUUCACUCAGAAGUUGAGUUGGAACAAUAUCAACAACUUCCCGCACACAACCUUCCAAUGGGUUGCACUCGAUGGUAGCCAAGUGUUGUGCCACAUGGCCCCGGCAGAGACGUAUACCGCCGAGGCUCAUUUCGGCGAUCUUAAGCGCAGUGUCACUCAGCACAAGUCACUAGACAAUGACAAGUCAUCCUUGCUCGUCUUUGGCAAAGGAGACGGUGGCGGUGGUCCGACCUUCGAGCAUCUGGAGAAAUUGCGCCGAUGCCGAGGCCUCAGCGACAAGAUCGGUACUCUCCCAAAAGUCAAGAUGGGCGAAUCAGUGGAUGAUUUCUUUGAAAGGCUGGAAGCAAAAGCUGCCAAUGGAACCGAGUUUGCGACCUGGUAUGGUGAGUUGUACUUUGAACUGCACCGCGGUACAUACACAACCCAGGCCAACAACAAGCGCAAUAACCGCAAGUCGGAGUUCUUGCUGCGUGAGAUUGAACUUUUAGCUACCUUGGCUACCAUCCGUGGCUCAGACAAAAAGUACAAGUACCCUAAGGAGCAGAUCGAUGAGAUGUGGGAGGGAACACUUCUUUGUCAGUUCCACGACUGCUUGCCGGGUAGCUCUAUUGAGAUGUGCUAUGAUGAUUCCGACAAGCUCUACGCUGGGAUCUUUGAGACUGGCCAGAAGCUGCGCAAAGAAGCUCUUGCGGCAUUGGGGGUCACGGGCAGCACUGGCCUGGUCGCUCUGAAUACUUUGCCUUGGCCUCGGUCAGAGGUUGUAAAGAUUCCCGCACCCUUGGUCGCUUCCGAUGGAUCCAAGUAUGCUCUUGUGAAUGGCUCAACCGGUGUGAUUGCAUGCCAGCCAGUUGAUUUCAAGACCACCACUAGGGUCACCGUGGCUGAGAUUCAGCCGGGUGCAUUCCGUUUGCAGAAUGGCAAACUCAAGAUUGACGUCCAAGAUGGCGUUAUCGUUUCUUUGUUCGAUGUCGAUGCUCAACGAGAGGUCAUUCCCAAGGGUGGCAAGGCCGGCCAGAUGGUUAUCUUCGAUGACAAGCCUCUUUACUGGCAAGCCUGGGAUGUGGAGGUCUUCCAUCUGGAAUCGCGCAAGGAGCUCCCAGUUAGCAAGACAGUCAUCGUCGAAGCUGACCACAACCGAGCCAGUGUUGUGACCGAAACAAGAAUCAGUGACAUGAGUUGGGUGAAAACUACUAUCAGCCUUUCGGCAUCUGUCUCCUCAGAGCCUUCCAUGGUUGAAUUCGAAAGCGAGGUUGAGUGGCAUGAAACAAUGAAGUUCCUCAAGGUUGAAUUCCCUGUUGAUGUGACGAAUACCGAGGCAUCUUACGAAAGUCAAUAUGGUAUCGUUCGACGCCCGACUCACUACAACACAAGCUGGGAUAUGGCCAAAUUCGAGGUCUGCUGCCACAAAUGGGCCGAUCUUUCUGAACACGGAUACGGUGUCUCGAUUCUUAACGACUCCAAGUACGGCUUCGCUACGUGCGGUAACUUGAUGCGCCUCUCGCUGCUCCGUGCUCCCAAGGCCCCAGACGCCCAUGCUGAUAUGGGCCGCCACCGCAUCCGCUAUGCCAUCCUUCCUCACUCCGGUGGUCUUGAUGCUCGCACUGUCCGUGCGGGCUAUAAUUUCAACCACCCGCUGGCCAUCGAGCAGGGGAGCUCCCAGAUUUCCCGAUACAACGCCGCCUUCAAGGCUGUUUCCAUCCAGGGCGGGUCAUCCAUUAUCUUGGAUGCUGUCAAGCGUGGCGAGGAUGAUGAAGACGUCUCUACUGGCGGCCUACCCUCUCGUCCUGGUAAGAGUGUGAUCUUACGCGUUUACGAGUCCCUAGGCGGCAAGGCCCGCGGCACUAUUCACAGCGCGUUGUCUGUCAAGCGAGUUUGGAAGUGCAACGUCCUCGAAGAUGACGAGGAAGAAUUGGAGAUUCAAAAGACCAAGGAAGGGUCCAUCACGGUGGACAUCGAGGUCCGAGCGUUCGAAAUUGCUACCUAUCGACUCCAGCUGUGA